GGGAGCUCGAAAGUGGGACGGGGACGGAAGAAAGUGCUCCGGCGCAGCGAGGAGCGACAGGCGCCGCUUCUUUUUCCUAUUUUUGCAAUCAGGGGAGGUCGGCAAACAUUCCUCUUCCGCCCCCUCCCCGCAGAGGACUUCGCUUUAAGUCACCCCCAUAGCCAAGGUCAGGCGACAAACCCAGGCGGUGCGCCGUUCCGGGCACUUUGGAGAGCCCCUUGCCGAGGGGCUGAAGGCGGGCGUGCGGAGGGGAAGCCCCUGCGGCGAGCUCUGUGCGUGCAAAAGCUCGGAGCCCCCUACCACUUUCUCCCCCUUUUUUACACGGCCCCCCCCCCGUUAUGAGGACGGCACUUCUGUUGACCUGGAUCGUAUCCCUGAGCAACUUCGCAGGCACAGGGUUGGCAGCCUAUUUUUUCCAGCAGCCCAUGGAUCAAGUGAUCGUGUCCGGACAGUCGGUGACGCUGGCCUGCGUGGUGAUGGGCUAUCGGGGCAUGGUUCAGUGGACCAAAGAUGGGCUGGCUUUGGGUGGAGAAAGAGAUCUGCCUGGCUGGUCUCGCUACUCCAUUGUCGGAGAUGCUUCCGCAGGACAGCACAACUUGCGCAUUGACUAUGCUGAGCUGGACGAUGACGCCGUCUAUGAAUGCCAAGCCACGCAAGCGGCCCUGAGAUCCCAGCGUGCAAAGCUCACCGUCCUGAUUCCUCCCGAUGAUCCGGAGAUCCAAAAUGGCCCAAUCGUCCAUGUGAUCUCCAAUGUCCCCUACAAUCUGUCAUGUCGGGCUGCCGGUGCCAAGCCUGCUGCUGAGAUCAGCUGGUACCGUGACGGGCAGCGGCAAGAUUCUGCCGUGUACUCCAAGGCGCUGAUGGACGACGGGAAACGGGAGGUGGCAAUCAGCACGCUCCUCCUGACUCCCAGCAGCAGGGAUAUGGGCAGCACCUUCACCUGCCGGGUCAGCAACCCAGCAGCCCCCGCGGGCAAGCAGACCACCGUCACCCUCAAUGUGCAAUACCCACCUGUCGUCAUCUUAUCAGUCCAGCCACAAACUGUCCCCGAAGGUGGCAAGGUCAGCUUCCUCUGCACGGCCACCUCCAACCCUGAAGUAACAGGCUACAGGUGGGCUAAAGGAGGCGUGCCUGUUCCUGAAGCCAACGGGGACAGCUACGAGGCGACGGUAGACCAGUCCUUCUUCACGGAGCCUGUGUCAUGCGAGGUGUCGAAUGCCGUGGGGAGCACCAACGUCAGCACGCUGGUAGACGUGCAUUUUGGACCUCGCCUUAUAUCUCAGCCCAAACCCUUGACUGUCGACGUUGGUGCUGAUGCCUCCUUCACAUGCACCUGGUCCGGGAAUCCACCUCUCACCUUGGCCUGGACCAAGAAGGGAUCUAGUGUGGUGCUGAGCAAUGGAAACACCCUUCACCUGAAGGCGGUGACGCAGGAGGACGCCGGCAUCUAUGUGUGCAAAGCUAUCGUGCCACGCAUCGGGGUUGCUGAGAAGGAGGUGACGCUUGCGGUGAACGGCCCACCUGUUAUCAGUGUGGAACCGAGCCAGCAGACUGCAGUGGGAGCCAAAGCUCGGCUGGAAUGCCUGGUGGGGAGCAUUCCACCCCCUGACCGGAUCGCCUGGGCAUGGGGUGAACGGGUGCUGGAUUCUGGCUCGCUGGAUCGCUUUACGGUGGACACUGUUGUAACAGAACAGGGGGUGCUCUCAGCUUUGCUGAUAGACCCAACCCAUGACACUGAUUUUGCCCUCCCCUACAAUUGCACAGCUUGGAACCGAUUUGGCGUACGCUCUGCUGCCGUCAGCCUGCGCCGCCAAGAGGUCCUGUCAGUUUUGAUCUUGGGGCUUUUGGCUUCCUCCGGUGUUGCUGGCCUCCUGCUUCUGGUAGUCAUCGUCUCCCUCUGCUACCGGCGCAAACGCUGUGGGAAAGCAAAGCGAGGAACACAGCUCUCCAAGGCAGAUAUCCUGGUGCAAAUUACAACCAGCGAGAGCAGUCCCAGCAGACCGAGCGAGACAGAAGAUGAUAGCAAGGAACCCAUGCAAUGGUACAGUCCUUUGGGAAAGCCCCCGUCACCUGUGCUUACGACGAAGGGACCCAAAGAGCUGAAGCUGGAACCAGGGAAUCUUCUAUACCAGGCUCACCCUUCACCCUUCGUCUCUCUCCAGGCCACCAGCAGUGAGUCUCCAGCAACAUCCCAUACGGAGCAUAGUGAAAUCUUGGAAGAUGAUGAAGGGAGCCAAGAGCUGAAGGAUCCCACCAAUGGCUACUACAAAGUCCGUGCCCAUGAGGAGCCGUGCUUGGGGAGCAGUUUUUCAGAAUAUACGCCAGCCUCCCGCCCUCUGUUUGGGGCCUCUUCUUUGUACCCUUCAGCCGGGCCGGUACAACCAAAGCUGUAUGAAUAUGCUCACCGCUACACUCUGGGCACACCCAGCUCCCGCUCGGCCUAUGACCCCCACGAGCGACUCUUCCCUCAAGAAAAUAUGUACAGUGGGAGCACCUACCUUACUGCCCCCUACACCCGGGCUUUCACCAGUUAUGUCAAACCCAGCAACUACGAGAAGGCCGAGAGUGGAUACGAGCCAUCGGACCAGGCCAGCAAGGCCUCAGGCUGCUCACGCUUCUCAUAUACCUCUUUGUGUCAGCAGUCCGACUACGGCCGCCCAGCCCACCAACGCAUGCAGACCCAUGUAUGACUCCUGCUCGGCCCUGACAAACUCUGAUCGUCUUCGGAGGUCGCAAAAAGAGAAGGGACACUCGCUUUGGCUGAUAGACUCGAAAGGGCCAGGCAACGGACUGGGGUGUCCUAGAACUGAGCUGUGGAGGCAAUUCCCACCAUCUGAGGAAGAUGGCAAGCAGCCGGCUUAGUAACAUGCAGCCACCAAGUUGCAACCAAGAUGGCCGACAGCUGGCUUGUCAUCUUCACCCAGAGCCCAGUCCAUCUUUCUUCGGCUGUGAGGAUGCCAGUGCUGGCCUCUUUGUGUCAGGACACAAUGAACAAGGGCACACCUUCUGCUGAAAGUGGGAAUAAGCUGCAAAGGAUUGUGGGACAGCUUAGCCCCUGAGAAUCGAAAUUCUAAAUGGUGGGUAGUGCUGGUCAUUGGAAGGAAGCCUAAGAAGCCAUUGGGCCAAAACUGGUGAAAAUACGGUGCUAUAACAGCCUCAGCAGCAGGGCUCUGUGAUGCUCAGUCUAGCUCUCCAACAGGGUUACCCCGAAAGCAGCCUUCUGCCGCGAAGGCAUGACUUUAGACCUUACUACAGUCGCAUGAUUCUGGGAAAUCUCUAUGCAUGGGCAAUAAUGCUUGCAUUUUACAUUUUCCUGGCUUGAUGCUGUGGUUAAAUUAUUCUCUCUUCCCCUCUUGAGUUGGGGUACCUCUGGAUGAAUACAAAUGCAUCUCUGUUCCCGCCACCCUUUUCAUAAAACCCAGCCCCCAAUUCCAGUGGAAAGUCACCGAAUUCACAUCCAUUUAAAGAAUCUGCUCUGCGUCUCUGUCACCUGCAGUGGACUUCUCUGACCAAAGGGUGGCAUUCAUGUUCAAUAUCAUAUGCUGUUUCUCUAUGCUGGGACCUGAAAGGACUCCUAGGGUACAAACACUAAAGUAAAUCCAACAGAAAAAAGAAACAGGAAGCCAAAAGCAGAUGGAAUAUGCUUAUAUCUUUCUCUCCUUUUUUUUAAAAAAAAAUAAGUUAUUCCUUUUGCCUUAAAUGUAUUUCCCUGCUGUGAAUGUUUUGAGUUCUACAUUUUUAUCUUUCCAAAAUCGCUGUAUAUUAUUUUUGUUUUGCAUUUUUCUUUAGAAUGGGAUUUCACAAUGGCACGCACAUGCCUGUUUAUGUUGUGCUUUAUAUAUAAAAAAAACCAGAGGGGAAAUUGUAAAUGUAUUGCCUACUUGCAG
This is a messenger RNA of Eublepharis macularius, 3887 nucleotides long. It is a transcript of the gene KIRREL2, whose product is annotated as kirre like nephrin family adhesion molecule 2. Gene Ontology annotation, molecular function: cell adhesion molecule binding. The transcript is spliced from 15 exons. Gene Ontology annotation, biological process: cell-cell adhesion. The record is from RefSeq and is a predicted model, not a curated record. Lineage: Eukaryota; Metazoa; Chordata; Lepidosauria; Squamata; Eublepharidae. The coding region runs from base 339 to 2690 and encodes 783 amino acids. Gene Ontology annotation, cellular component: cell-cell junction.